AUGUUUGAUGUAAAUACUAAAGAUAAAUCACCAGAUGAUUUCUUUGCAGAAUCAAUUGCAAGUUUAUUAAACAUUGAAAAAAAAGAAGAUAAUACAGUGGAAAUUGGGAAAUUUAAAGCUAUUAUUACUGAUAUUCAAGAUGAUUUAUUAUCUCAAUUGAUUGAUAAUCCAUCAGUUAUUAAUAUUUUCCCUGAUGUUGAUGUUAAACUAUUUGAUAAUGAUCAUCAAUAUCCAAAAGGUGUUAUUAGAAAGUCUUUAGAAUCUACUGAUUCCUUUUCAAAAUUUGUUAAAAGAGAUGAUAUCACUGUUCAACAAAAUGCACCAAGACAUCUUUCAAGAUUAUCUAAAAGAGAAGGUAUUUGGGAUCAAUCAGGUCCAUAUGAAGAUCAAUACGAUUCUACAGGUGAAGGUGUUACCGCUUAUGUCUUGGAUACAGGUAUUGCCACUACCAAUAGAGAUUUUGAAGGAAGAGCAAAAUUUGGAGUUAGUUAUGUUCUUUUCGGUAUACCAGGUGAUUUUAAUGGUCAUGGAACUCAUGUUGCUGGUAUUAUUGGAUCUAAAACUUAUGGUGUUGCUAAAAAAGUUGAUAUUGUUGAUGUUAAAAUCUUGGGUGCAUUAGGUUCAGGUUCUCUUUCAAGUAUUAUUAGAGGUAUUGAAUGGGCAAAUAAUGAUCGUAAAAAGAAGAAUGUUAAAGCAGUUGCUAAUUUAUCAUUAGGUUCUAGUUUUAAUAAUGCUUUAAAUCAAGCUGUGGAUGCCGCUGUUGAUGAUGGACUUGUUAUUGUUGUUGCUGCUGGUAAUGAAAAUCAAAAUGUAAGUGGAACUUCACCAGCAAGUUCAUCAAAAGCAAUCACUGUAGGUGCAUUAGAUGAUAGAUCUGAUACAAUUGCAUUAUUUUCAAAUUGGGGUCCUUCAGUUGAUAUUUUUGCACCAGGUGUUGCAGUCACUUCAUUAAGUAAUUCUAUAUUUGGUGGUACAAAUACAUUUUCAGGUACUUCACAAGCUUCACCUGUUGUUGCAGGAUUAGUGGCAAUUUUAUUAGGAAAAGGUAUUGAAGUUGCUGAUAUUAAAAAUGAAUUGAUUAGAUUAUCAACCAAGAAUGCUAUUAGUGCUCCAACUUUUGAAAAUAAUGAUGAUUAUUCUGAUACUGUUAAUAGAGUUGCUUAUAAUGGUGUUGUUGAUUCACCUGAUACUAUUGAAAAUCCAUCAACUGCUGAACCAGAUGAAAGUUUACGUCCUAGAACUGGAUGGCCAUUCCAAUCAUCUUUUAAUGGUGCUUAA
This is a messenger RNA of Hansenula ciferrii, 1278 nucleotides long. RefSeq names its product S8 family peptidase. The coding region runs from base 1 to 1278 and encodes 425 amino acids. The transcript is spliced from 2 exons. Gene Ontology annotation, biological process: proteolysis. The record is from RefSeq and is a predicted model, not a curated record. Gene Ontology annotation, molecular function: serine-type endopeptidase activity. NCBI's taxonomy places the organism in Eukaryota, Fungi, Ascomycota, Saccharomycetes, Phaffomycetales, Wickerhamomycetaceae.